Molecule: messenger RNA, 1473 nt
Organism: Tachysurus vachellii
Lineage: Eukaryota; Metazoa; Chordata; Actinopteri; Siluriformes; Bagridae
Product: pancreatic triacylglycerol lipase-like
Exons: 12
Coding region: 1-1413 (470 amino acids)
Biological process (GO): lipid metabolic process
Molecular function (GO): triacylglycerol lipase activity; protein binding
Source: RefSeq, a predicted model, not a curated record
AUGUGGCUUUUAUGGAUUGGAGGGCUUUUAAACUGCCUUGUAGGGGCUGUACAUGGUGCGGAGGUAUGCUACGACAAGCUUGGCUGCUUUUCUGAUGAGAAUCCAUGGAGUGGCACUAUUGAAAGGCCCAUCGCACUCCUACCAUGGAGUCCCGAGAAGAUCAAUGCCCGCUUUAUACUUUUCACAAGGCAGAACCCUAAUUCCUUCCAGGAAAUCAGUACAAACGCAGACAUCAUCGCAGCAUCUAAAUAUCAAGCAACCAGAAAGACUCGUUUUAUAACCCACGGAUUUGUCGACAAAGGAGAUGAGAAUUGGCUUUUUGACAUGUGUAAGCUUUUGCUGAGCAUCGAGGAUAUAAACUGUAUUUGUGUGGACUGGAAAUCUGGAUCAAGAUCGCUGUACACACAGGCAGCAAAUAACAUUCGAGUCAUCGGAGCUCAGAUAGCUUAUAUGAUAUCCAUCUUUAAGGAAAAUUUCCAGCAGGAUCCUGAAAGUGUGCAUAUUAUUGGGCACAGCCUUGGUGCACACUUAGCUGCAGAGGCUGGUCGAAGGACACCAAGGCUGGGAAGAAUUACAGGUUUGGACCCAGCUGAACCUUAUUUCCAGGGCUGUCCUACUCUGGUAAGACUGGACUCCAGCGAUGCCCUGUUUGUUGAUGUCAUUCAUACAGAUGCUCUUCCCGUGAUCCCCUAUCUUGGAUUUGGUAUGUCUCAAGCAGUUGGACACCUUGACUUCUAUCCAAAUGGAGGGGAAAGCAUGCCUGGUUGUGAAAAGAAUGUAAUCUCACAAAUUGUGGACAUUGAUGGCAUUUGGGAAGGUACCCGUGACUUUGUUGCCUGCAAUCACCUGAGAUCCUACAAGUACUACAGUGACAGCAUCCUAAAUCCUGCAGGCUUUUUAGGAUACCCCUGCUCUAACCAAGAGAUGUUUGAAUCUGGUCAUUGCUUUCCAUGUUCCUCCAGUUCAUGUCCUUUCAUGGGUCACCAUUCUGACAAAUUUAAUGUAACCCAAGGAGUGGAUAAGAUGAAGUUUUAUCUGAACACAGGCGAUGCCCGGCCCUUCUCACGUUUUCGCUAUAGGGUGACAGUCACUAUUGAUGGCUCUCGAAGCAACUUAGGAUACUUCAAGGUGGCUUUAUAUGGUGUUAAUGGAAAUACUCGCCAGUAUCAGAUUUACAAAGGCACGUUGUCACCUGGUCGUACCUAUGAGCUCCUCAUAGAUGUUGAAAAGGAAGUUGAUGAGUUGACAUUUGUAAAGUUUAUAUGGAACAACAAAGUAUUAAACCCUUUGCUGCCCAAGUUUGGUGCCACUAACAUAGUAGUGCAGAGAGGACGGGACCGGAAAAUGUUCAAGUUCUGUGGAAAAGAUUUGGUGCGAGAGAAUGUUCUUCAGACCCUGUCGCCCUGCCAGUGAUGUAAAUUCAGAUAAUCACAAUUUUUAGAUAUAACAUCUCAAUAAAGCAUUAUCUCAUUA